AUGGAUAGACAGGAAUCGAUAUGGACUCGUCGUAACAAUGUUACCAACCUCUCUCUGUCCACGCCGAGUCAGUCCGAUAAUUCCACAACCCCGCGGGACUUCUCGAGUCUAGCACGUCGAAAUGGCACCACUUCAUCCCACGGCCGCUCGAACGCCUUUGGCGCGACGACUCCCGGCGGCACCCUGACCUCUCCUACUAGCGCCGGAGGGGCUAAUCAGUUUGGCCUCGGAUCCGGCGCAUUCGCAUCGUUCGGUUCGGCCAAGACUCCCAAGUCUCAAGGAAAUCCCUUCGAGCAAGCCAUGGGUGCAGUUGGCGCCAAGACCCCCUCCUCCGAGAAGACGGCAAAGGAAGCUAUGCGAUCCACCACCGGCAAACCUUCCAUGGGCUCCAUUUCUGAGACGAGCGCUCAGCAUGCGUCUGCGGCAUCAACACACCCUCUCCGCGACACGUGGGUCUUUUGGUACAGGCCGCCUAUCACUAAGGCCAACGGCUAUAUCGAAUAUGACAAGACGUUACAUGCUAUGAUGUCAGUUAAGACUGUCGAGGAGUUUUGGCUGGCCUAUUCACACUUGAAACGGCCCUCGUCGUUACCUACGGUAUCAGACUACCAUUUCUUCAAGAAGGGUAUCCGUCCAAUAUGGGAAGACGACGAAAACAAGCUCGGCGGAAAGUGGGUACUGCGACUGAAGAAAGGUGUCGCUGAUCGGUACUAUGAAGAUCUUCUGAUGGCCUGCGUUGGCGACCAAUUUGGAGACGAGACCGAUGAGCUCUGCGGUGUUGUACUGAGUAUGCGCAACGGAGAGGACGUGCUGAGUAUUUGGACUCGUAGCACUGGACAGAAAGUCCUCAAGAUCCGUGAGACGAUGCGGCGCGUGCUGAACUGUCCACCCGAAACUCGCAUCGAGUUCAAGAGCCACGACGCUAGUAUGCAGCAGCGUUCUGCUAUUGACGAGAUGCGCCGCGAGAAGGCGGCGCAGAACCACCACAGCGAUAAGCGAACCCAUAACAACAAUAACAAAAAUCGACAGUUACAAGACGAGCAGCAGCGAUCGUAG
Messenger RNA from Daldinia childiae, 1056 nucleotides. RefSeq names its product Eukaryotic translation initiation factor NCBP. Gene Ontology annotation, molecular function: RNA 7-methylguanosine cap binding; translation initiation factor activity. The transcript is spliced from 3 exons. Gene Ontology annotation, biological process: translational initiation. NCBI's taxonomy places the organism in Eukaryota, Fungi, Ascomycota, Sordariomycetes, Xylariales, Hypoxylaceae. Gene Ontology annotation, cellular component: cytoplasm; eukaryotic translation initiation factor 4F complex. The record is from RefSeq and is a predicted model, not a curated record. Bases 1 to 1056 code for a protein of 351 amino acids.